Molecule: messenger RNA, 618 nt
Organism: Paramecium pentaurelia
Lineage: Eukaryota; Ciliophora; Oligohymenophorea; Peniculida; Parameciidae
Source: the annotation of a GenBank genome assembly
UAUGGGCAAGAAUUAUAGAAAUAGAUCAAAGACUUCAGAUACACCAAGAAAGCCUUUUGAAAAGGAACGUCUUGACAAUGAGUAAUUUUAAUAAUCAUUUAAUUUUAGAUUGCAAAUUAUUGGUAAAUAUGGAUUAAAGAACAAAAGAGAAGUGUGGAGAGUCUAACUUACAUUAGCUAGAAUUAGAAAGGCUGCAAGAGAAUUGUUGACUCUUGAUCCAAAAGAUCCAAGAAGAUUAUUUGAAGGAGAAGCAUUAAUCAGAAGAAUGGUUAGAUUUGGUUUGUUAUCUGAAUAAGAGAGAAAGUUGGAUUAUGUACUUGGUUUAACAACAUAAAAAAUGAUGGAAAGAAGACUUUAAACCUUUGUAUUCAAAAGUAAUCAAGCAUCAUCAAUUCAUCAUGCUAGAACAUUAAUUAGAUAGCGACACUUUAGGUAUUUAAUAUAAUUUAUUUAUUAUUAGAGUAGGAAAGAGAUUAGUCAAUUCUCCAUCCUUUUUAGUAAGAGUAGAAUCAGAAAAAUUGGUUGAUUUUGCUGUCACAUCACCAUUUGGUUAAGGUAGAGAAGGAAGAAGAAAGAGAAAGAAUGCUAAGAGAGUAAAGCCAAACAAAGAAGAAUGAA